AUGACCACUGCGGCUGGUACUCCAUUGAACCUCACGAACUUGUUCAGACUGUCGGAUGGAGUAGCUGCCAGUAGUACUGCAGCAUAUCCUCGGGCUGCUGGUUUGGGUGGAGGGGACGAUGAGGGAGAGGGGGAUGAUGAGAUACUUCCUGCUAUGGCAGAUGACGAUUAUUCUGCUCAGCUAUCUUGGCAAAGUCAGUCGAAGGAUAACUUGAAAGUCUUGAUGGAAAAUUUCAGUCCUGAUCAAUAUGACCGCUUCGAAGCCUAUAGGCGUCAUGCUUUACCAAAACAAGCGGUCCGAAAGGUCAUUCAACAAGUCACUGGACAACAAGCAUCCCAACCUGUUGCUCAGAUCGUUGCGGGUUUUGCAAAAGUAUUUGUUGGAGAAAUAGUGGAGAAAGCUCGUCAAGUGCAAGCACGUCGAGGCGAGACUGGUCCUCUCUCCCCUGACCAUCUUCGAGAAGCAUAUCGGAUGUAUCAACAAGAGACUGGGAAUGUGGGCGCCGCAAGGCCGGUACGAGCGAAGAAGUUGUUUGUUAGAUAG
This is a messenger RNA of Lentinula edodes (shiitake mushroom), 543 nucleotides long. RefSeq names its product hTAFII28-like protein conserved region-domain-containing protein. The record is from RefSeq and is a predicted model, not a curated record. Lineage: Eukaryota; Fungi; Basidiomycota; Agaricomycetes; Agaricales; Omphalotaceae. Gene Ontology annotation, biological process: RNA polymerase II preinitiation complex assembly; transcription initiation at RNA polymerase II promoter. Gene Ontology annotation, cellular component: nucleus; transcription factor TFIID complex. The transcript has 4 exons. Gene Ontology annotation, molecular function: transcription coactivator activity; protein heterodimerization activity. The coding region runs from base 1 to 543 and encodes 180 amino acids.